Trichomycterus rosablanca is the source of this 2964-nucleotide messenger RNA. It is a transcript of the gene bop1, whose product is annotated as BOP1 ribosomal biogenesis factor. Bases 33 to 2360 code for a protein of 775 amino acids. Gene Ontology annotation, biological process: maturation of LSU-rRNA from tricistronic rRNA transcript (SSU-rRNA, 5.8S rRNA, LSU-rRNA); ribosome biogenesis. NCBI's taxonomy places the organism in Eukaryota, Metazoa, Chordata, Actinopteri, Siluriformes, Trichomycteridae. Gene Ontology annotation, cellular component: PeBoW complex; preribosome, large subunit precursor. The record is from RefSeq and is a predicted model, not a curated record. The transcript has 16 exons. Gene Ontology annotation, molecular function: ribonucleoprotein complex binding; protein binding.
CACGUGGACGCAGCAGCAGCAGGAGCUUCAGCAUGCCGCAGUCAGGGAGUAAAACCCAGCUAAACGGCACCAUGAGUAAAGUUAAAUCCAAGAAAAGAAUCGCCGAGGUGGACGAGGAACAACUCCCCAUGUUUGGUAAGGCAGGUCAUCUUGAUGACAGUGAUGAAAAUGAAGAUAUUUCUGACAGUGAGGAGAGUGUCUUUUCUGGGCUUGAGGACUCUGGAAGUGAUGAUAAGAGUGAUGAUGACGACUCAGAGGUAGAUUCUGCUGAAGAGUUCACAAAAGAAAACGAUAAUGAAAAGAGUGAUGAUGAUGAACCGUCCACCAAAACUAUGAGCAAACCUCAGACUGAGAAACAAUCAGCAAAGAAGAAAAAGCUGGUGAAGAAAAAGCAGAAGAAGAGUUUAGAAGAGAAGUCAGAAGAGAAUGAAGCAGCAGAUGAAAAGAGUGGCCAGAAUAUUACCGCUCAGGUGGAUGAGUACGAGCAUGACACGUCAGAUGAAGAGGACAUCCGCAACACAGUGGGCAAUAUUCCGAUGGAAUGGUACAAAGAUUACCCCCACAUCGGGUAUGACCUGGAUGGCAAGAAGAUCUUCAAGCCAAUCAGGAACAAGGACGAGCUAGAUGAAUUCCUGGACAAGAUGGAGAAUCCUGAUUACUGGCGCACUGUCCAUGACAAAAUGACAGGAACAGACAUCCGUCUGUCAGAUGAGCAAGUGGAUCUGGUGCACCGUCUGCAGCAAGGCAAAUUUGGUGACGUAAACUUCAACGAGUAUGAGCCUGCCAUUGACUUCUUCUCCAAUGAAGUAAUGAUUCAUCCGGUGACCAACAGACCCGAGGACAAGCGCAGCUUCAUCCCGUCUCUCAUAGAGAAGGAAAAGGUUGGAAAGCUGGUUCAUGCUAUAAAGAUGGGCUGGAUUAAACCACGCAGGCCCAAGGAAACCGGACCUCAAUACUAUGACCUGUGGGCAAAGGAAGACCCCAACGCUAUCCUGGGCCGCCACAAAAUGCACAUUCCUGCUCCAAAGAUGAGAUUGCCUGGUCAUGAGGAGUCCUACAACCCCCCUCCAGAGUACAUUCUCAAUGAGGAAGAGAGACUGGCAUGGGAGCAGCAGGACCCUGAGGACCGAAAGCUGAGCUUCCUCCCCGAGAUGUACCCCUGCCUGCGUGUGGUACCUGCAUACUCGCGCUUCAUUCACGAGCGGUUCGAGCGCUGCCUUGACCUCUACCUAUGUCCCCGUCAACGCAAGAUGCGGGUAAAUGUGAACCCAGAGGACCUGAUCCCCAAGCUGCCUAAACCUAAAGACUUGCAGCCCUUCCCUACCACUCAGUCUUUGGUGUACCGUGGUCACUCCGGACUGGUGCGCUGUAUCAGUGUGUCUCCCAGUGGACAGUGGCUGGUAUCAGGCUCAGAUGACUGCACAGUGUGCUUCUGGGAGGUAAGCACAGCGCGUUGCCUGAAGACCAUGGAGGUGAGCGGAGCAGUGAAGAGUGUGGCAUGGUGUCCCAACCCUGCAGUAUCUCUGGUGGCUGUCAGCUAUGGCGAGACCGUAGUGCUGAUAAACCCUGGGCUAGGUGACCGGAUGAUCUGCAAUGCUACUGAUCAACACAUCUCCUCCUAUGACGAACCGGAAGAGGCCAAGGAGCAGGCGGUCAAGUGGACUGUCUCUGAGGGCAAAGAUCAUGAGCAGGGUCAACGACUCAUUCUUACACAUCCCAAGGCUGUGAGACAGGUGACUUGGCAUGGAAAGGGCGACUACCUUGCCUGCGUCAUGCCCGACGACAGCAGCAGUCUGCAGGUGGUCAUUCACCAGGUGAGCAAGCGCCGCACUCAGAACCCCUUCCGCAAGAACAAGGGCAUGGUGCAGUGCGUCUCCUUCCAUCCCAUCCGACCCUACUUCUUUGUGGCCACCCAGCGCUAUGUGCGCAUCUACAACCUCAUCAAGCAAGAACUCACCAAGAAGCUCAUGGCCAACUGCAAGUGGAUCUCCAGCAUGGCUGUGCACCCAGCAGGUGAUAAUGUAGUCUGUGGAAGCUAUGACUGUCGGCUAGCCUGGUUUGAUCUGGAUCUGUCCACAAAGCCGUACAAAGUCCUCCGGCACCAUAAGAAAGCUCUGAGGAGUGUGGCCUACCACAAGCAUUACCCAUUGUUUGCCUCUGGCUCAGAUGAUGGCAGUGUCAUUGUCUGUCAUGGAAUGGUUUACAAUGACCUGUUGCAGAACCCUCUCAUCGUCCCCGUUAAGGUUUUGAAAGGUCAUACCAUCACUCAUGACCUUGGGGUGCUCGAUGUGGCUUUCCACCCCACCCAACCCUGGGUAUUUUCCUCCGGGGCUGAUGGAACAGUUCGUCUCUUUACCUAGUCUUCCCAGUCUCUUCUGUUGUUUAGUGAUUGUAUUUGUGUAUCCUGUAAGAGAAAAUGAGAUUUUUAAACUCCAGUUUUUACAUCUUGUUACUAAGCAAACGUAUGAGGUAAAAUGAUGACGAUGCUAGGUGUUAUUUCUUUUUUAUUUUAUCAACAUGUCACAUUUUUAUGAAACUCGAAGGAUAAAAGUAAAAAAAUAAAAGUCAAGUCGGUGUCAAAUCAUGACAUGCCUGGUUUCCAGCGUCAAGCACAAGCGUGCCUAAUUUCCACCACCAAUUUUCUCUGAGUGGUCCGGAAGGACUUUUCCCACAUUGGGUUGAGCAGCUGCCUCACAGCACAUCAAGACUGAACGCAUAAAAAUAUAUGUUUAACUUUCAUACAUGCCAAGGGAAACAAGUGAGAAGUAAGCUGCUGUGAGUUUCAGCAGUUCUGUCCUACCUAAGCUCAUUUUUCCAAUUAAAUCCACGCUUGUUUUACUUGGUCAGUUUGCCAGUAUCCAUGAUCAGGCACGCUGUGUUGUGUUAAACAUGUUGAGUCGUGAAAUCUUGACCGGGUGUAUUGCUGAGAGCCGUUAUUUUUAAUUAAAACUCCUGUUUUCUGAA